Messenger RNA from Pistacia vera, 432 nucleotides. RefSeq lists its product as uncharacterized. The transcript has a single exon. NCBI's taxonomy places the organism in Eukaryota, Viridiplantae, Streptophyta, Magnoliopsida, Sapindales, Anacardiaceae. The record is from RefSeq and is a predicted model, not a curated record. The coding region runs from base 1 to 432 and encodes 143 amino acids.
AUGGAACGUGAAGAGCCAUUAUCUUCUCCAUCUUUGAAGCAAAAGCUGAAAUUAUCUCUCACCCCCUCAUGUUUCCCGGUACACCACAAACAUCAUCAUCACCACCACCAUCAUCAGAGUAAUUCAAGUGAAACCAUAAGUACUCCUGAUGCCAAAACUAGACUCAUUCGGAUGUCCUCCAACCCAUGGCUGAAGAAUCGGUCGCACCACAGCCACGACGUCCCUGAACUCAAAGACAAGUGUCGCUACCUCAUUUCUCGAAUCGGAGGCGGGUCAAAGCACUCCAGAAGGCAUUCCAUUGACUGCAAUUACGAUGCAUCCAGUUAUGCUCUAAAUUUUGAUGAUGAUGACAAAAACUUGGAUGAAGAACCUUUAAAAAGUUUUUCUUCUAGGUUGCCACCGUCUCCAAACAGAGAGCUCAAAGCAUUGUAG